Messenger RNA from Funneliformis caledonium, 1335 nucleotides. The record is from the annotation of a GenBank genome assembly. NCBI's taxonomy places the organism in Eukaryota, Fungi, Glomeromycota, Glomeromycetes, Glomerales, Glomeraceae.
AUGUUAUUAUUCGAAUCGGACAAGAAACAAAGCAAGCAAAAACGAUAUUCUGAAUUUCAAGCUAUCGUUCUAUGUGGAGAAACUUGUAUCUAUAGGCUUUAUCCGCUUACCGAGGAUAAUAAUGUGCCUAAAGCUUUGCUUCCAGUAGCUAAUAAACCGAUGUUACACUAUGUUUUAGAUUGGUUGGAAAGGGCUGGGAUUACCGAUGUAAUAAUCAUUUCGGAAUCAAGUGGAGAACAUAAAAUUGGUCAUUAUAUUAAGAAUGACUAUGAAGGAAAAUUGAAACCAAGUUUAGAAAUAGUGAAAGAGGAUGUAGGAACUGCGGAUGCAUUGAGAACAAUUAAGGAUAAAAUUAGGAACGAUUUCAUUGUAAUAAGCUGCGAUUUGAUUCUUGAUUUACCUCCUCACCGAUUUUUGGAUUAUCAUCGUACACAAGAACCUGCUUUUACAGCACUGUUUUAUGAACCUAAUAAGUCAGAUGGUGGUGGAGGAAGUGGUAAUAAUUGUAAGGACGAUGAUUUGAAGCAAUUUGUCGGUGUUGACAUGAAUCGAUCACGCCUUGUAUAUGUUGCUUCCGGAGCGGAUUUGGAUGAAGAAUUUUCAUUGCGUAUGUCACUGUUAUGGAAGUUUCCACGCGUUAACAUACUUACUACUUUACAAGAUUCUCAUCUUUAUAUUUUUAAGAAAUGGGUAAUCGAUUUAAUUGUACAGAGAAAAUCAAUUUCUAGUGUUCGAGAACAUUUAGUCCCAUUACUUGUAAAAUGUCAAUAUCAGAAGAAAUUAUUAGAAAGGGAGGGAAUAGAUAAUUUGGCUAAAUCACAAGUAAAUUAUCAGAAAACCGCUCUUGAAUAUUCUACUACGUGGGAUGAAGAGGAUGAGGAUUCACCUGUUCGCUGUCAGGUUUACAUAUAUAAUACUGGAUUUUGCGGACGUGGAAACACUGUAGCGAAAUAUUGUGACUUGAAUCGUUACAUGAUGAAAAUUAGCACUGAAACACGCGUUUCUCCGUCAGCAGAAGUGAACACCAAGACUCAAGUUGGAUCGGAUUCAUUUGUAGGUGAUGACACUAAAAUUGAUGAACGCACAUCUAUAAAACGUUCAACUAUUGGGUCACAUUGUAUUAUUGGCAAAAAUGUCAAGAUUUCAAAUUCUGUUUUAAUGGAUAAUAUUAUCAUCGAAGAUUAUGUUAAAUUGGAUGGAUGUGUUGUUUGUAACGGCUCCAAAAUAAUGGAAAAAUCUGUAUUGAAAGACUGUGAAGUUGGUGGUGGUUAUGUUGUAGUGUCAGAAACACAAACCAAAAACGAACAACUUGUCGAAUUCCGAGAUUUAAGUUAA